Molecule: messenger RNA, 385 nt
Organism: Cantharellus anzutake
Lineage: Eukaryota; Fungi; Basidiomycota; Agaricomycetes; Cantharellales; Hydnaceae
Exons: 3
Coding region: 126-284 (52 amino acids)
Source: RefSeq, a predicted model, not a curated record
CGCACGGGCUAUUUCCCAUAUUGAACUUCUACAUAUGGGAUGACUGGUAGUGCUCCUGGGACAAGUACUGAUUGAAAACCAAUACAAGUGUAUUAUUACGUAGCACUGGGCGGACGAGGGGAAAGAUGAUCUGUUCUAAGGACGACACUCCGCCUUUUGUGCACGCGGAGCCUGGUGAUGAGAUCCAUUUCACCUUUGUGGCGAAGAAUCAUACGGUCACUCGGUCUUCUUUUGAAGAACUUUGUUUUCCUCUAAUCUCGCCCGACAGCCACACCAUGGCAUAGAGGCUGGUGACCUGCCUAGGCCUGACACCAGAUUCCGACUCGUCGCUGUCGGUGCUGCCUUCAUCAUGGGCACGACCGAGCUUUGUGGUUCUAUUCGUUCG